Molecule: messenger RNA, 1851 nt
Organism: Purpureocillium lilacinum
Lineage: Eukaryota; Fungi; Ascomycota; Sordariomycetes; Hypocreales; Ophiocordycipitaceae
Molecular function (GO): flavin adenine dinucleotide binding; oxidoreductase activity, acting on CH-OH group of donors
Source: RefSeq, a predicted model, not a curated record
AUGACAACCCACCAGGAAGGUCGUGAGUACGACAUUAUCUUCGCCGGGGGUGGCACGGCAGCGUGCAUCGCCGCCGGUCGUCUCGCCAAAGCCGACCCCAACCUGUCCAUUCUGCUCGUCGAAGGCGGCAGAAACAACCAUAAUGAUCCGACUGUUGUUAGUCCGGCCAUCUACCUCUCGCACCUCGCGCCCGGCUCCCAAACUGCCUUGUUCUACCAGGCCAAUAAAGAAAAGGCACUCAAUGAUCGGGAGGCCAUUGUGCCGUCGGGUGGAAUGCUGGGGGGAGGCUCGUCCAUCAACUUCAUGAUGUACACCCGAGCUCAGGGCAUCGACUACGACUCGUGGAAGACGGAAGGUUGGGACGCCAAGAGCCUCAUUCCCCUAGCCAAGAAGCUCGAAACCUACCAUCUCGACAACCCAUCCAUCGACAAGAGCCUCCACGGCUACGACGGCCCCGUCAAUGUGUCAUUUGGCACGCAUGGCCCUAAGGGCCCGCAGGACGACAUGCUCGCGGCCGGAGAAGCGUUGGGCAUCAAGGAGGUUAUUGACCAGCAAGACUUCAAGGACGCAAAUGGGUUCUCGCGAUGGGCGCGCUAUGUCGGCCCGGACGGGAAGCGCCAGGACACGGCCCACCGAUACAUCCAUCCUCUGAUGCAAUCCGGGGAGUACCCUAACCUUCACCUGCUUCUGGAGAGCAAGGUCUCGCGCGUCCUCUUUGAUGGUACGCGCGCGACGGGCAUCGAGUACGAGCCCACUGCAUCCUCUCAGCCCGCCACGUCCCUGAGCAAGCCCGCUAGCUCUGUCGUCAAGGCGAAGAAGCUCGUCGUGGUCUCUGCCGGCGCUCUCGGCACACCAUCAAUCCUCGAGCGAUCUGGCAUCGGUGGUGCGGAACUGCUGAAGAAGCUCGAUAUCCCCGUCGUCUCCGAGGUGCCCGGCGUUGGAGAAGAGUACCAGGACCACCACUUGCUGCUAUAUCCUUACAAGACGUCGCUGCAGCCUGACGAGACCCUCGACGGCAUCCUCAGCGGCCGCCUGGACUUUGCCACGGCGCUCAGCGAGAAUAAUCCUUUCCUCGGCUGGAACGGAAUUGACAUUGCAGGCAAAUUGCGCCCAACGGAAGAAGAGGUCGCACAGCUUGGGCCCGACUUCCAGGAACUGUGGAACCGCGACUUUAAGGAGCACCAAGACCGGCCGCUGAUGCUCAUGGGUGUUGUUUCAUCCUUCCUCGGUGACCACAAAAUCCUGGAUGAAGGCAAGGAUGGCGUGUCGCAGUACGCUACCAUGGGGGCAUACACCGCGUACCCAUACUCUCGCGGCAACAUCCACAUCGUCUCAAAGGAUGCGCAGACGCCGGCGUCGUUCAACACGGGAUUCCUCUCCCACCCAGCUGACCUUACCAAGCAAGUGUGGGCGUACAAGAAGCAGCGCGAGAUCUAUCGCCGCACGAACGCCUUCGCUGGUGAGCUGGCGAUUGGCCAUCCCAAGUUCCGCGAGGGCAGCAAGGCGGCCUUGUCGGACGGGCCGCUCGUCCAGGGUGGGUUCAAGAGCGUGGAGGACCGAAAGGCAAUCCCGCCGAUUGUGUACGACGCGGAGGACGACGCGGCAAUUGAGGACUGGAUCCGGUCCAACCUGAACACGACGUGGCACUCGCUCGGAACGUGCAAGAUGGCACCCAAGGACAAGGGCGGCGUCGUUGACAAGUCGCUCAAUGUGUACGGAACGCAAGGGCUCAAGCUUGCCGAUCUGUCGAUUGUGCCCGAGAACGUCGGCGCCAACACAAACAACACGGCACUUAUUGUGGGUGAGAAGGCGGCCGUCAUUAUUGGCGAGGAGCUCGGGCUGGACGUGUAG